AUGAAGAAACCUAAAAAUAAUCAUUCCACUAAAAAAUAUACGAAAAAAGGAGGAAUUCUUGAUCUUAAUAAGUAUCUUGGAGAAAAAGUUUUAGUUAAAUUUCAUGGUGGUCGUGAAGCAAUGGGUAUUUUAAGAGGAUUCGACGCCUUGUUUAACCUUGUACUUGAUAAUGUGGAUGAACGACUUAGAGAUCGCGAGGACUGGCAUCUUUUAAAUGAAACUAGAUCACUUGGAUUACUCGUCUGUCGUGGGACGACUGUGAUUCUUAUUUCACCAGCUGAAGGAAUGAAAGAAAUUUCUAACCCAUUCUUGAAAGAUGAUUCAGUACAAGCCGAUGAUAAUAAUAACGAUGUCAAAGAAGAAUAA
Molecule: messenger RNA, 366 nt
Organism: Rhizophagus irregularis DAOM 181602=DAOM 197198
Lineage: Eukaryota; Fungi; Glomeromycota; Glomeromycetes; Glomerales; Glomeraceae
Biological process (GO): mRNA splicing, via spliceosome; nuclear-transcribed mRNA catabolic process
Cellular component (GO): U2-type prespliceosome; U6 snRNP; spliceosomal tri-snRNP complex
Molecular function (GO): RNA binding
Source: RefSeq, a predicted model, not a curated record